AUGUCGGAUAACAUAUCAGCCUUUAUUCAACAAGCUCCACCGGUCAGCAGAACCCUCGCCGGGGCAGCUUUCAUCCUCUCGUUUGCCUCUCAGGCACUGGGUCUGAUACACCCCAGAUUUCUUGUGUAUCAUGCGCCGUUGGUGUGGAAACUAUCAAGGCCUGAGCUAUGGCGGCCGUUGACUUCGUUCUUCCUGACGAGCCCCCAACUGGGAAUAAUUAUGGAUACAUUUUUUCUUUAUAGAUAUGCUAGCGACUGUGAAAGAACCAAAUUUACACGACCAGGCGACUUUCUAGUGUUUCUGAUAUUUUGCGGGUCGGUGAUAGUGGCUCUCAACUCCGCCUUCAUUGGCGGUAUGGUAUUCUGUCAAGCCCUCAUCCUAGCCCUCGCAUACUACUGGACCGCUCUCGAGGACAGUAGCAAAAAAGUCAGCUUCUUCAUCGCCACAUUCCCUGUCAAGUUCCUACCCCUUGUCAUGCUCGCCAUGACUUUCGUUCAGGCCGGCACUGGUGCAGCACUUGUUGAAGCAACUGGUCUUGUGGCGGCACAUCUUUACCUCUUCCUUACGGACAUUUACCCCAGACUCGGUGGUGGGCGAAACUUCAUCGUCACUCCAAACUGGAUACAUGCGCUUUUUGAUACUCCGGGCGAUAAUACUUCAGGACCAAGGCCGAGGGCCCCAACAGGCCCCUCUAUCAGGCCGGUGCCAACUGCACCGGGGACAGCUACCUCAGGUAGGGGGAUCUUUGCACCGGCCAAUAGUCAGUGGACACAUCGUGGACAGGGACACAGGCUUGGAAGUUAG
Molecule: messenger RNA, 804 nt
Organism: Morchella importuna
Lineage: Eukaryota; Fungi; Ascomycota; Pezizomycetes; Pezizales; Morchellaceae
Exons: 6
Coding region: 1-804 (267 amino acids)
Biological process (GO): endoplasmic reticulum unfolded protein response
Cellular component (GO): endoplasmic reticulum membrane; Hrd1p ubiquitin ligase ERAD-L complex
Molecular function (GO): misfolded protein binding; ubiquitin-specific protease binding
Source: RefSeq, a predicted model, not a curated record